AUGAGGCUGAGGUCCGGGAUCAAGACGCUAUCGGCAGAUGGCGUAAUUCCCCAACCUGAGGUCGUGGAAACACCCCGCAAGGCCCCGACCCCAAAGGCCAACGCUUCCUCCUCGGCCAAGACAAAUGCUUCGUCGUCCAAGAGCACUGCGUCUCCCGUAAGACGUGGUCGACCACCCAAGAACCGUGAACCCUCUCCCCUCAAGCGUAAAGCGAAUUCGCCCGUGGAGGAAGCUAAGGAAGAACCUGAACAAAAAGCUGAAGAUGCGGAUUCUGACGAAGAUGGGUUCGGAGACGCCCAGCUUGAGGGUGCACUGUCCGCAGGUGAAGACGACUCAGACUCCGAGCAAUCCAGGAAUGAGGCCGGUUUCGACGGCGAGGAUGACGAUGAAGAAGGCUCCGAGGACCCAGACGAAGACGAUGCGCUUCAUAGCGACGAUAUACCCUCUGACGACGACGAUGGGUCCUCCCUGAAAGUGCCACCGUUGGAGCCCGGCCAGGAACCUGGGCUCGACCCACCCAACGCAAAUCAAGAAGAUGAUGGCCUUCGUAACUAUCGUGUCGAGACGGAUGCCAAUGGAAACGAGAAGUACGUCUACGAUGAAAUAGAUGCAGUCUACGAUUCGGACGACACCGAUGCGAACGAGCCCGUCAACACGAUUGGCAACAUUGACCUCAAAUUCUACGAUUCCUAUCCUCACAUCGGAUAUGACAUCAAUGGCAAGAAGAUCAUGCGCCCUGCCGCUGGUGAAGCUCUAGAUGCCCUCCUCGAUAGCAUUGAGGUGCCCAAGGGAUGGACUGGCCUCACAGACCCCGCCACCGGAAAGCCUUUGAACCUCAGCCGGGACGAGUUGGAGCUCAUCAAGAAGAUUCAAACUAAUGAGCUUCCGGACGGCUACAACCCAUACCCUGACACCGUCGAAUGGUUCACCAGCCACGAGGAGAUCAUGCCUCUGAGCGCCGCCCCGGAGCCAAAACGCCGAUUCCUUCCAUCCAAGAGUGAGCAGAAGAGGAUCAUGAAGUUGGUCCGUGCUAUUAGAGAGGGUAGAAUAUUGCCAUACAAGCCACCGGAGGAGCGUGAGGAAGAAGAAGAGGAGGAAGUGCACUUUGAUCUGUGGAAGGACGAACAACCUAGAGAUCCCCAUGUUAUGCACCUUCCUGCGCCGAAACUUGCGCCACCAGGUUACGAUCUCAGCUACAACCCACCGCCCGAGUACCUGCCGACUGAGGAGGAGAGGAAAGCCUGGGAGGAACAGGACCCUGAGGACCGUGAGAGAGAGUAUCUGCCCAGCAAGUACAACUCCCUACGGAAGGUUCCUGGGUACGAUAUGUUUGUCAACGAGCGCUUCGAGCGGUCUCUGGACCUUUAUCUCGCGCCUCGCGUGCGGAAGAACAAACUCAACAUCGACCCGAACUCGCUUCUUCCCAAGCUGCCAAGGCCGGAGGACUUGAAACCUUUCCCCACAGUCUGCCAAACGAUAUUUCGAGGCCAUGAGGGCCGUGUGCGUACGCUGGCUGUGGACCCCAGCGGAUGCUGGCUUGCGACUGGUGGUGACGAUGGCACAGUGAGAGUCUGGGAAAUAUUGACAGGACGACAGGUCUGGAGUGCCAGGCUCAGCAGUGACGAGCCUGUCAAUGUGGUCAAAUGGCGGCCUACGAAGGACGCCUUCGUCCUAGCUGCAGCUGCUGAAGAGGAUAUUUAUUUGAUCGUUCCUUCUGUGAUCAACCCCCAACUCGAGCAGGCAAGCCGGAACAUCGUGGAUGCCGGGUUUGGCUACGCGGCCAGCGGCAAGGCCUCCAACCCGGCGAUCGACAAGACCAAGGAGCCAGCUGCGAAAUGGGCGCGACCAGGUUCGAAGCUUGAGGACGAGGGAGUCCUUGUGAGGGUCACUGUUAGAUCAACAGUGAAAGGGAUAGACUGGCACAGACGUGGCGAUCACUUCUGCAGCGUCUCACCAACAGGCCAGAGGAGCUCUGUCGCCAUCCACACCUUGUCCAAGCACCUGACGCAGAUACCAUUCCGGAAACUCUCAGGUCUCGCACAAGCAGCACACUUCCACCCCUCGCGGCCUCUCUUCUUUGUCGCCACUCAGCGCAUGAUCCGCUGUUAUGAUCUGCAGAAGCUUGAGCUCAUCAAAACCAUACAACCCGGCGCACGGUGGAUUUCAUCUUUCGACAUUCACUCGGGCGGCGACAAUCUGAUCGUUGGCUCGUACGACCGCAGGCUACUCUGGCACGACCUGGAGCUAUCGGCGCGGCCACACAAAACCAUGCGUUUCCAUCCCAAGGCUAUCCGUGCAGUCAAGUACCACAGGGAUCUGCCGCUGUUUGCCGAUGCUUCAGACGAUGGCACACUACAGAUAUUCCACGGAAAGGUUGUCACGGAUCUGAUGGAGAAUGCGACAAUUGUGCCGCUCAAGACACUGAGCGGGCACAAGGUCGUCAGCUCGCUGGGUGUGAUGGACGUCGACUGGCACCCGAGGGAGCCUUGGCUCUUCUCGGCUGGAAGUGAUGGGACAGCAAGGCUCUGGAUGUAG
Molecule: messenger RNA, 2535 nt
Organism: Diaporthe citri
Lineage: Eukaryota; Fungi; Ascomycota; Sordariomycetes; Diaporthales; Diaporthaceae
Exons: 2
Coding region: 1-2535 (844 amino acids)
Biological process (GO): maturation of LSU-rRNA from tricistronic rRNA transcript (SSU-rRNA, 5.8S rRNA, LSU-rRNA); ribosome biogenesis
Cellular component (GO): PeBoW complex; preribosome, large subunit precursor
Molecular function (GO): ribonucleoprotein complex binding; protein binding
Source: RefSeq, a predicted model, not a curated record